CGGUUGAGGACGGUCUCUGCUGCCUUCUCGCUCUUCUGGAUAGAUUUUGGACUCGACAUUUCUAUGGUAACUGCGCUGUCUGGACCUCUGAGCUGCUGAGUGCGAGAAUGGAGCUGGACGAGAAAAACCCCGACCCGAAAUACGGUGAGUCCAGGAAGUUUGACCCGAGCUUCAAAGGGCCGCUUCAGAACAGGGGCUGCACAGACGUCCUCUGCUGUCUUCUCUUCAUCUUGGCGCUGCUGGGAUACUUUGCCGUCGGAAUCCUCGCCUGGUCCCAGGGGGACCCCAGGAAAGUCAUCUACCCCACAGACAGCAGGGGGCAGUUCUGUGGACAAGCUGGAACAGCUCUGGAGAAGAAGCCUCUGCUCUUUUAUUUCAAUAUCUUGAAAUGUGCCAGUCCGCUGGUCCUGCUGGAGUUCCAGUGUCCCACCACCCAGUUGUGUGUGGAGAGUUGUCCUAACAGGCAUCUCACAUUGACGAAAGCCAAGUCAGGUCCUAAGGAAGACCAAGAUUACUACAAACAGUUCUGUAAGGAAAAUACCAACUUCACAGAACUGAGCUCUCCUGUGCUCCUGAGCAGUGGUUUGUGUCCCUCCAUGCUGAUACCCAGUAAAGCCUUCACACGUCGCUGCCUUCCUGCUCUGGGGACCAUGAAAGAUGGCGUGGUCACCGUGGGCAACAUGACCACUUUGGAUGCUGAUGAUGGUCGCAGUGUCAAUGCGUCUGAACUGCUGGAGGCCACAAAGAAAUCGAACGUGGUUGUUGAAGCUCGCCAGGUGGCCAUGAGAAUCUUUGAGGACUACACUCAGUCUUGGUAUUGGAUAUUGCUUGGUCUGGUGAUAGCCAUGAUUGUCAGCUUGAUUUUCAUCAUCCUGCUGCGGUUCUUAGCAGGUAUCAUGGUCUGGAUCAUGAUCAUCCUGGUUAUCGCCGUUAUUGGAUACGGGAUUUUCCACUGCUACAUGGAGUUUGCCAGUCUGAAGGGGGAACCCGGAGCUGAUGUCACCAUUUAUGACCUGGGACUGCAGACGGACUUCGGGGUCUACCUGCAGAUCAGACAAACGUGGCUGGCCUUCAUGAUUAUUCUCGCUAUUGUGGAAGUCGUCAUCAUCCUCCUGCUCAUCUUCCUUAGGAAGAGAAUCCUCAUUGCCAUCGCGCUCAUCAAAGAGGCCAGCAGAGCUGUUGGCCACGUGAUCUCAUCGAUGUUCUACCCACUGCUGACCUUUGUCCUCCUGGCCGUGGUGAUCGCCUACUGGGCCGUCACUGCUGUUUUCUUAUCCACCUCGAACGAACAGGUGUACAAAGUGUUCAAUACCUCUGAAUGCGAGUAUGCACAGCAGACCUGUGACCCUAUGGCAUUCAACACCUCCAACAUUUCGGCUCAGUGUCCCGGCGCAGAGUGCCUGUUUGCCUUCUACGGCGGUGAGACGCUCUACCACAAGUACCUCAUCCUCUUCCAGUUCUACAAUGUCUUCCUGUUCUUCUGGUGUGCCAACUUUGUGACGGCCCUGGGCCAGGUCACUCUGGCAGGAGCCUUUGCCUCUUAUUACUGGGCCUUCAAAAAGCCAGAGGACAUCCCCUCCUACCCCAUUUUCUCCUCGCUGGGACGUGCGCUCAGAUACCACACGGGCUCUCUGGCUUUUGGUUCUCUGAUUCUGUCUCUGGUCCAGGUCAUCAGGGUCAUUCUGGAGUACCUGGAUCACAAGUUGAAAGGUGCUCAGAACAAGUUUGCUAAAUUCCUGCUAAGUUGCAUGAAGUGCUGCUUUUGGUGUCUGGAGAAAUGCAUCAAGUUCCUGAACAGGAAUGCAUACAUCAUGAUUGCGAUCUAUGGAAAGAGUUUCUGUCCAUCAGCGCGAGACGCUUUCUUCCUUCUAAUGAGGAACAUUAUCAGGGUGGCUGUUUUGGACAAAGUGACUGAUUUCCUGCUGUUUCUGGGAAAACUCCUCAUUGUUGGGAUUGUUGGGAUCUUUUCUUUUUUCUUCUUCUCUGGAAGAAUCAAAGCUGUUGAGGAUGCUGCACCGUCUCUCAACUACUAUUGGGUGCCAAUACUGACGGUGGUCGUGGGAUCCUACCUCAUUGCUCAUGGCUUCUUCAGCGUAUACGCCAUGUGUGUGGACACACUCUUCCUCUGCUUCUGCGAAGACUUGGAAAGAAACGACGGCUCGUCUGACAGACCCUACUUCAUGUCACCCGAGCUGCACGAGAUUCUCUCAAAACCAACGCCGGUGGAGGAAGAUCACGACGGCGUUGAGCCGGCAGACUCUGCAGCCAAAGUGGACGAGGUCAGAGUGGAGGAAGAAACUCCUCUUCAGCAAAAAGAUGGAGACGUCCAGCUGAAGCAGCAAGAUGUGCUGAAGCAGGACAACGAGGAGACGCGGCUUCUGCAGUCCAAGACGCACGACGAAGAAAACCAAAAGACUGAGGGUGAAAAAGUAGAACCCGAGGUGAAAGAAAAGCAAGAGGAGAAAGAGGAUAACAACGUCAAGGAGGCCACGCCUCCAAAUGUGGAGACUGAGAAAGAGGAGACGCCUGAAAAGAAAGAGGAAAGUGCUCCGUCUGCACCACAGGAGUAGAUUUAGAAAUUUAGAUUGAUUAUGAGUAAAAAAAACGAGGCCUGGUAAACCUCAUAAAGCAUCAAAUGCUUCUGGAUGAAGGUACCAUCAACUUUGUGAUUAUGGACCUCUUAAGUGUUUGGAUACAAGCUAAAAAUCAGUUUGCCUUCUUUUCUGAGCAGCGCGACCUCCAGCUGGACAAGCUGGAUGUUCUACACGUGAAGGCUGAAGCAGGCCCAAAGCUUUGGAGUUAUUGAGUGUCAGAAGUCGUGAACAAUAAAACCACAAAAUACGAGCGCACAGA
Messenger RNA from Thalassophryne amazonica, 2853 nucleotides. It is a transcript of the gene slc44a2, whose product is annotated as solute carrier family 44 member 2. Gene Ontology annotation, cellular component: membrane. Bases 108 to 2570 code for a protein of 820 amino acids. The record is from RefSeq and is a predicted model, not a curated record. Gene Ontology annotation, molecular function: choline transmembrane transporter activity. Gene Ontology annotation, biological process: choline transport; transmembrane transport. NCBI's taxonomy places the organism in Eukaryota, Metazoa, Chordata, Actinopteri, Batrachoidiformes, Batrachoididae. The transcript has 23 exons.